Hippopotamus amphibius kiboko is the source of this 267-nucleotide messenger RNA. Its product is annotated as 40S ribosomal protein S27-like. The coding region runs from base 12 to 266 and encodes 84 amino acids. Gene Ontology annotation, biological process: translation; ribosomal small subunit assembly. Gene Ontology annotation, molecular function: RNA binding; structural constituent of ribosome. NCBI's taxonomy places the organism in Eukaryota, Metazoa, Chordata, Mammalia, Artiodactyla, Hippopotamidae. The record is from RefSeq and is a predicted model, not a curated record. The transcript has a single exon. Gene Ontology annotation, cellular component: ribosome; cytosolic small ribosomal subunit.
CCCACGAGAACAUGCCUCUCACAAAGGAUCUCCUUCAUCCCUUUCCAGAAGAGGAGAAGAGGAAACACAAGAAGAAGCGCCUGGUGCAGAGCCCCAAUUCCUAUUUCAUGGAUGUCAAAUGCCCAGGAUGCUAUAAAAUCACCACCGUCUUUAGCCAUGCACAAACAGUAGUUUUGUGUGUUGGUUGCUCUACUGUCCUCUGCCAGCCUACAGGAGGAAAAGCAAGGCUUACAGAAGGAAGCUCCUUCAGACGGAAGCAGCACUAAA